This is a messenger RNA of Dromaius novaehollandiae (emu), 9070 nucleotides long. RefSeq names its product phosphorylase kinase regulatory subunit alpha 2 (gene PHKA2). The record is from RefSeq and is a predicted model, not a curated record. The transcript is spliced from 32 exons. Gene Ontology annotation, molecular function: calmodulin binding. Gene Ontology annotation, cellular component: phosphorylase kinase complex. Gene Ontology annotation, biological process: glycogen metabolic process. Lineage: Eukaryota; Metazoa; Chordata; Aves; Casuariiformes; Dromaiidae. The coding region runs from base 309 to 3986 and encodes 1225 amino acids.
GGCCGUGCGGGGGGCCGGCACCGGGCAGCGCGGCGCCCCGCGGGUCCCCGUCUCUCCCCGCCCCGCCCCGCCGUACGGGCACUGCUGCUGCCUGCGGGCCUCCCCCCGAGCGGCGGCGGCGCCCCGCUCCCUCGCUGCCGGGCGCCAAGAGGCGGCCCCCGCGCCGGCCCCGCCUCGCGCCCGCCGCCAUCUCCGCGGCCGGCUGAUCCCGGGAGAGGGCGGCGGGUGCCGGGGCCGGGCUGGGCGGAUGAGGCGCGGAGCGGUGCCGCUGCUGCUGGCGGCGGCGGCGGCGGGCGGGCCGGGGGGCGAUGAGGAGCCGCAGCAACUCGGGGGUGCGCCUGGACGGCUACGCGCGCCUGGUGCAGCGGACCAUCCUGUGCCACCAGAAUCCAGUUACAGGGCUGCUUUCAGCCAGUACGCACCAUAAAGAUGCUUGGGUGCGGGACAACAUCUACAGCAUCCUGGCCGUGUGGGGACUGGGGAUGGCUUAUCGGAAGAAUGCAGACCGGGACGAGGAUAAGGCCAAAGCCUAUGAACUUGAGCAGAACGUUGUGAAGCUGAUGCGGGGACUCUUACAGUGCAUGAUGAGACAGGUAGAUAAGGUAGAGAAGUUCAAACACACACAGAGUACCAAAGACUGUCUGCACGCGAAGUAUAACUCUGCUACCUGUGCCACAGUGGUCGGGGAUGACCAGUGGGGGCAUCUACAAGUAGAUGCAACUUCCCUUUACCUGCUCUUCUUGGCACAGAUGACUGCAUCAGGGUUGCGUAUUGUCUUCACCCUUGAUGAAGUUGCCUUCAUACAGAAUCUUGUCUUUUACAUAGAAGCUGCCUACAAAGUUGCUGAUUAUGGAAUGUGGGAACGUGGUGAUAAGACAAACCAGGGCAUCCCUGAACUGAAUGCAAGCUCCGUAGGGAUGGCCAAAGCAGCUUUGGAAGCAAUUGAUGAACUAGAUCUUUUUGGUGCUCAUGGAGGGCACAAAUCAGUGAUUCAUGUUCUUCCUGAUGAAGUAGAACAUUGUCAGUCCAUUCUAUAUUCGAUGUUGCCAAGGGCAUCUACAUCAAAGGAGAUUGAUGCUGGCCUUCUCUCUAUUAUUUCUUACCCAGCUUUUGCAGUGGAGGAUAUAAACCUUGUUAAUGUAACCAAGAGUGAAAUCAUAUCCAAAUUGCAAGGCCGUUAUGGCUGCUGUCGCUUCCUUCGAGAUGGUUAUAAGACACCCAAAGAGGAUCCAAGCAGGCUGCAUUAUGAUCCAGCUGAGCUCAAGCUGUUUGAGAAUAUUGAAUGCGAGUGGCCAGUAUUCUGGACGUACUUUCUAAUUGAUGGAGUAUUUAAUGAGGACAAAAUUCAGGUACAAGAAUAUAGAGAGGCUCUGGAAGGAAUACUUAUUAGAGAAAAGACUGGAAUAGUUCUAAUGCCUGAACUGUAUGCAGUCCCUUCAGAAAAGGUGGAAGAAGAGUAUGAAAAUCCUCACUCAGUGGAUCGUGUCCCAGUGGGAAAGUUGCCUCAUCUUUGGGGCCAAUCAUUGUAUGUCCUUAGCUGCCUAUUAGCAGAGGGAUUUCUGGCUGCAGGUGAAAUUGAUCCCUUAAACAGGAGAUUUUCCACUGGAUUUAAACCUGAUGUUGUGGUUCAAGUAACUGUUUUAGCAGAAUCUAAUGAAAUUAAGAAUCUCUUGCGAAAUCGUGGAAUCAGUGUUCAGAGUAUUGCUGAUAUCCAUCCACUCAGAGUGCAGCCAGCUCGCAUUCUAAGUAAUCUCUACACCAUGUUGGGCCGGAACAAGAGCAUGAAACUAAGUGGACGGCCACACCGACAUAUUGGAGUGCUAGGCACCUCCAAGCUGUAUGUAAUAAGAAAUCAAAUAUUUGCUUUUACCCCUCAGUUUACAGACCAGCAUCACUUCUAUCUGGCUCUAGACAAUCAGAUGAUUGUGGAAAUGCUCAAGAUAGAGCUGGCUUACCUCACUUCUUGCUGGAGGAUGACGGGGAGACCAACCGUGACGUUUCCAAUCACCCACACAAUGCUCGUUGAUGAUGGUGCUGACAUUCAUCCAGCAGUUCUUGCCACCAUAAGAAAAUUGGAGGAUGGCUAUUUUGGAGGUGCAAGGGUGAAAAUAGGCAAACUAUCAGAAUUUCUUACCACCUCUUUCCAUACACAUCUGAGCUUCCUGGAUCCAGACUGUGAUGUAAAGCUGUUUGAUGACCCUGAUGAAGGUUGUUGCAGUCCUGACAGUGAAUAUGGAUACCAAGGCUAUCCAACAGAUUUCUGUGAAAAAGACAGCCAGGAUGAGCUGGAUCAGUAUAUAAAUGAUGUCCUGCAGAGUACAGCACCAAAGUCAUACCUGCCUCCAACUUCAAAGACUGCUGAUCAGCCUCCUGUGUUCAGUGCAAACCAUUCUACACGAGAGAUACUGUCAAUAAUGGCCAAAGCAAAGGGCUUGGAGGUUCCAGCUGUUUCUAUGUCUCUUCCCACUAAAGUUCUGAAUAUACACCGGAAGUCUCUGAAUCUCGUUGAUGCUCCCCACUCUUUUGAGACAAAGGGUUGUGAAAAUGUUUUGCACUUACCUAAAGAUGCUCAUGGUGAUUUGGAUUGCAGGAAGCUCGUUGAACAACUGAAGGAAUGUCCAACGCUCCAUGAUCAAGCAGAUAUCUUAUAUGUCUUGCAUAUACUAAAAGGUCCUGAUUGGGAUACAGAGCUAAAUGGACAACAUGGUGUCACUGUUCAUUGUCUACUCAAUGAGCUCUACAGAAAGGCAGGCCUCAAUCAAGAGUGGGGCUUAAUCCGUUAUAUUUCUGGUAUCCUUAAAAAGAGAGUGGAAGUCCUGGCUGAGGCUUGCACAGACCUUCUGUCACACCACAAGCAGCUGACAGUGGGCCUGCCACCAGAACCCCGUGAGAAAACCAUUACCGCCCCAUUGCCACCUGAGGAGCUCACAGAUCUUAUUUAUGAAGCCAGUGGCCAAGACAUCAGUAUUGCAGUCCUGACACAGGAAAUGAUUAUGUAUUUGGCGAUGUAUGUCCGGUCACAGCCUAGCCUUUUUGCAGAGAUGCUCAGACUGCGCACUGGACUGAUAAUUCAGGUGAUGGCCACUGAGCUGGCUCGGAGUCUGAACUGCUCAGGUGAAGAAGCUUCAGAGAGUUUGAUGAAUCUAAGCCCCUUUGAUAUGAAAAAUCUCCUACACCAUAUUCUGAGUGGAAAAGAGUUUGGUGUGGAAAGAAGCUUGCGACCUGUAGAUUCUUCUUCAUCCAGCCCUGCAAUUUCUAUUCAUGAAAUGGGACAUUCUGGCGCAACCAAAACAGAAAGAAGUGGUAUUGCUAAACUGAAGAGUGAGAUGAAGCAGCUCCUCCAUGAGGGCCCUUCUAUGUCCAGCAGCAUGUUUGCUUCCAAGUCCAUGAGGGGCAGUACUCCAUCAUCUCCCACUAGUACUUCUCCCACGGGCUCUGAUGGAGGCAUUAGCUGGCGUAACCGCCAUGGGCAGUGGCUUCGCAGGAGGAGGCUUGAUGGUGCUAUUAAUAGAGUUCCUGUCGGCUUUUAUGAGAAAGUGUGGAAGAUCCUUCAGAAGUGCCACGGCCUGUCCAUUGAUGGGUUCGUCCUUCCUUCCUCAACUACCAGAGAGAUGACCCCAUGUGAAAUCAAGUUCGCUGUGCAUGUGGAGUCAGUGCUCAACCGCGUAUCCCAGCCUGAGUACAGGCAGCUCUUGGUGGAAGCUAUUCUCGUUCUGACGUUCCUGUCUGACAUCGAGGUGAACAGCAUUGGGGGUAUCAUCCACGUGGAUCGAAUAGUGCAUGUGGCCAAUGACCUAUUUCUGCAGGAACAGAAAUCAUUUGGAGCUACGGAUAACAUCUUAGAGAAAGACAUAGCCACAGGAAUUUGCCACUUUUUCUAUGACAGUGCUCCAAGUGGGGCCUAUGGAACCAUGACAUACCUAACAAAAGCCAUAAUUAUUUAUUUACACGAUUUUCUUCCUAGCACAGGCUGCACGAUGCAAUAAGCAAUGCCUUGUGAGGGAGGGAAAACUAAGCUCUUUCUUCCCCUUUCCCUGUGAUGAACCUCUUGUUUAGUUGCUGUACGUAUGUCUAUGUGCUACCUCAGCAUUUUACACUGUUCAUCAUGUUACGUGCAUGCUUUCCUGCGGGAGACAGGCAGGUGGAAUUUGGCCUAGUUUUAAGGGAGGACAUGGGAAAUAUACACACGAUGAGGCCUAUUCUGCCUAAUAUGCAUAAACGUAAUUCAUAUUAAAUUAGCAAGAAUUAUACAGCUCUACCAACAGGAAAAUAGAUUAAUCUGUGGACAUCAAAAGGCAUAAUAAAAUGAGGGAGCUGUAUCUUGAGCAUAAAGUCUCCCAAAUAUGGAAAGUAAUGGAAUUCAUUAAUUUUUCUCCUACUAUCUGUAAAUUUACAUCAUUGUGAAUCACUAAUGCACAGUGUGAAUAAGCCAGGGACAUUUAAAUUAAAGAAGUGGGACAUUUAAAUUAAAGAAAUAGGAAUAACUUGAAAUAAACAGGUGAAAUUUUAAUACAGGUUUAUCCUGAUUCUCAUCUCAUUUGCACCUAGCUAGUACAGGGCUCGUGCCAGUGGAGACAAAUGUCUUAAAAUAUCCGCAAAUUUGAGAUGAUAGCCUCUCUAAGGAAGCUGCAUCUCUCUUUUAAUCUGAGUGAAGUAGCUUUCUUCCCCACAUCCCCCAAAGCUUUGGAACCAAAAUCUCAGACUCCAGCUUCUGCAAGGUGACAGACAAUUUUAUGCCUGUGAUUCUUUUCACUGAAUGGGGAAAGAUAAACCUCUUCCACUCAAACAUCCUUUUCAAGUCCAGAUCCUUUUCCUCACAGAUAGCCUCAGAGUUAGGAACAGCAUAAUUGCCACCCUUCCAGCACAGGCUGAAUUUAUGGGAGGCUUUGAUGUUUUUUGUUUUGGGGGGAUUGGGUUUUAUUUCUUGAAGAUGCACUUGUCACAUGCAGGUAGGGAUGGGCUCUGCAGUUAGAAGUCUCCCUUCAGACAGCUCCCGGGGUAGUGCUUGCGGCUAUUUUGAGCUCUUACGCACAGCCUGUACAAAUUCAUCAAGCAGGAGAUGCAGGACUGCAGAGCUCUCCCUGCGCGGUACCCCCAGCUGGGACUGAGGGGAAGAUGACAGGUUGUGUGUGCAUGUGUGUGUGAAGAGCACCCAUGUAGAAGGGGCCUUGAGUCUGUCCACUGAAAACUAGUCUCUGCUGCUCCUUUGAGCUACUUUAAGAACAGGGGAAUGUCCUGCAGGGAAAUGGCUGUGGCCAUUUAAACCGAAAGUAAAGGUAGGCUGCCUCUGGAAGGGAAAAGCCUGCUUCCCCCCAAACACCAGCUGUGGUUUACCACCUCUCACCUUUACUGGCACUGCUGUUUUUGCCACCACACCCAGCUGAUCUGGCUGACAACUUACAGAAAUUUUACCUUGGAAAGUGACUGUAGUUUGUUUGCCAUGGGCUCCUUCAGCAGCAUUAGGGGUACCAGCACAGCUGCUCUGUGCACAGGAAGGAUCAGAAUAGGUCUGGUUUGCCAGGCAAAGGGAAAAGAGGAGGUAAGGCCUAAAAAGGUAACCAGAAUCUGUGCUGUUAAGCCUUGUAGGUGUAUUUCUGUGAGACCCUCCUCUACUUUUGCAAGAUGUAACUGCUAUUUUUACAGGAUUCUAAAACAUUGUUUUUUUGUUUUGUUUUGUUUUCAACAGUAGUAGGUGGUGCUUUUGAAAAUUAGUUCUUUGAUUCCAGUUUCAGUGUUUAUUCUGAUAUCUGAAAUACUUCGAUGAAAGCAGGGAAAUAAAUCUGUCUCACUUGCCAGUGGCCAGCAGCCAUGGUCCCAGGGGACUUGAGCUUCAGGUGUCAGUCCCACCCCUCUUGCCAUCUCUUUAUGGAGUCAGCACUGCUGUCACAACAUCUAGACAUUUGCUUGAGGGAGUGAGGGCAGAGCUACAGGCAUGGGAGGUUUUAGGGGGCAGUUUAGAUUCCCAGAGAAUAAGAGUGUUUGUUGGUCCAAGAAACUAGCAACAUGCAUCUCACAGGAUGUAUUUAUGUUCUUAGAGAGACAAGUACUGUGUUAACCACCAUGAAAACUGUGGACCUAUUGAGAUGUUUGUAUAAAGAUAUAGUUCAUGUAUGAUUAGUACACUUGGAUGUGGAAGUCAUUUUAUUGGUGUUGUGCCUGUUUUGUAUGGUUUGGCUUUCAUUAUGCUUCUUGAGGUGUUUAUAUAUAUGUAAUCUGAGAGAUCACUUAGAUUGUUUACCAGUAAAUGAAAAUAAAAUCCUCCGUAUAGUAUAAACAGACAAGCCUUACAGUGCAAGCACAAGUACACCAAAGCAUGUAUGACAGUUUCUUGUUCUAUUCAGUAUUAUGUGAAGUGUCAGGAUUUGCAGGUACUUUUGCUUUUCUUGUUGAAUCCUAGCUUGUGAGAGAUGCAAGAUGAUUUUCUCUCAGACUUUUUUUUUAAUUACUUUUUUUAAUCCUACAGCAUGAACUCCUAAAACAGAAUUUUUCAGAAACAAGAAAGAAUGCUAAAAUAGUUGUUUUUUACAUGCAGCAGCAUUCAAGUCUAAAACAGUGGUUUGGAGCCUACAGCAAAACAUACAUACACACCCUUAACUCUAUUUUUUUAAUGGGGGUAGCAUCAAGCCUCUUUAAUUUAAAAGUCAUACUGUGACCUAGGUUAUCGUAUGUUGUUCAGAAGCAGUGGUUUUAUUAUCUUCUUGUCACUUUCAGAUCUUCAAAUGCAGGCACUUAAAAAAUAUCUGUACAGUGAUUUGAAGAGUUUAGAUAGAAAGGUAUAAGGCGAUGGUGAAGAAUGGGAUUCUGAAACAACAUGAGUGGAAGGAAGACUCAUUUUACUUCCAGGUCAGGCACUGUUGCUGCUCUCUGCUGAGUUACCAUUCAAACAGAAAGACCAGAGCAUCACAGUUACUGCAGACCUAAUUAAGCAAUUAAGGGUUUCUACAGAGCCCCCACAUUGAGGAUCCACUUGUGUUUACUCAGUAGUUAGAAAACACAGCUAGCACUGAGGCUGGUGAGUGCGGCCCCUUUUAAGGCAAAUAACAACUUUGCAGUUUGUGCAGGGUGAGCUAAUUGGCAGUGACUUGAUUUGGCUGUCAGGCUUCCCAGGGGAGUGACAAGUAGAUGACAGGGCCCAACUCCAAGUCCCUGUAAACUCAUUUACAGAAAGAAGCAAGACAAGGGUAAACAGAUGCAUCAAGUCUCUCAGAAAUAAGGGCGUUAGUGGAAUUAAAAUAGACCCACCUGAGACCUAGUCUUUCCAGCCUGACAUGCACGGCUGUCGUGAGCAGAGUUUGCAGCUGUGGGGAUGCAAACACCUGCACUGCUGCAGGUGGUAAGCCAGGCAAAAACAAAAGAGGGCUGUUCGGGGUGCUCAGCAGAAUAAUAAAAUGUGACAAGCACCAGGCAAAUACCACGUGCUGGACUAAGCCCAGCUCCUGCCAGGUCCUCCCCGUUCACUGCUUCUUGACUGUUCCGUAGCCCGCUGCUGCGCUAGGGAUGCCAAGUUCGUUGACCUGCUUCAUCCCAGGUUAAAAGCACCGUUAAUCCCUGCUGCCAUUCGUACAAAUAGACAGGAAACCUUAGUAGUGCAGGUGCAAAGUCUGCCUGGCUGUGUCAGGCUGAGUGUGGUCUCCCUGCUUGGGGGAAGAGCCCUGCUUGUUCCUGGGAGGGCAAAGUGAGCUGUGCUGUUCCCGGCAGCCCCAGGAAGGGGCCCAUGCUUUUCAGAGGACGUAGCAAAAUGCCUGAGCCAUUCAGUGCGGGUCUGGAGCACUGUCGCACUGCACAACUCUUGUAGCAGCAAGAGCCUUGGGUAUAAUCCAGCAACAAUGGCAGCAACUUCCUAGUUCGGACCAAAAUUAGGAGCGGUGUUGCCAGGUCACCAGGACAGGGGGUGUGUGCAUGGGCGGGCGUGUGCAUGUAAAGACUGGCUAUACCUCCAGGACAGGAGUUAGCGUGUUCAGCUGCAGACUCAUUCAGUCCCUGCUCAAAGGACCACUCCUAUCUGCUAAAUGAAGUGGCCACUGAAUAAAAUAGCAGGGUAAAAAAAAUAAUUUUUGGAGGGUUAUGGAAGAAGAGCUUCAACAGGAAGGAGAGUUUGGAUUUAAGUACAUGUAGUGGGCUCUCUCCCAAACCUAGUUUUAGUUUUAGUUGACUUUUAUUGCUGGCAUUACAUAUUACACAUACUUACUUUCCCCUUCCCCAUUAUAGGCUCUUGUGUACCUAUAAUGGCUGAUAGGGUAGGCUUUAUUUUUUUUUCUUCUUUUUGUGUCUAGAUGACUCAGAUCCUCCCAUAGUUCACUACUAUAUCCCUACAAGCCCCUUUUCAGUGUAUGCUAAGCAAAGCACUGGACUAUGACCUUACCUUUAGUGUCCCCACUCAUGAAGUCAUCCCUCAAGGCGAACAUCCUUCAAGUUAAUUUUACAGUAGCUCAGGAGCAGAUUACUAGAAUGGGACAUCUAAGGUGAGGGCAUUGAGGAUGUUUCUGAGCUCCCACAUCUUGUUGCACACCCCAGUUUUGCCCUCUCACUUUUGCAGGGAAUGGCAGGGGGCUGCGAGAAAGGGCUCAGAGUUGCACUGUCCCCUUCCACCUUGUUAGUUGGUGUCCCCAGUAAGGAAACUGGUGGACAGCGAUCCAGAGGAUCAGGGAAGCGAGAUCUCACCAAGCACCGUGAGGUGCAUCCAGUUUAGGUGCAGCUUUCUUUUGGUUGCUCCACUGGAAUAAGGUGGGAACAGUCCUCACAGUGCAUAGAUCAGAAUAAAUGCAUGCUACAAAAUAUAUAUUUAGUAUUACCAGUGCUGCUAAAAUUUUCCUAUAAGCUGUAUGUUUGUACUCCUAAAAAUUUUUUUUCUUUCUUUCCAGUAGAAAUAAUUGUGUGUGUAUUUGUUCAUUCAUCUGUAAAGUUACAGAAUACUUCUGGAAAAGCAUUUUGUAUGUAAUUGAUUUGAAAAAUAAGAAAGAGCAGCACCUUCAGCAUGGGCUGCUAUUAACAGUCUGUGGUGAAAAAGUGGGAAGGAUUUUUUUUUUGUACUUUUGAAACUGUUAUUCUUAAAUAAAAUCUAGCUACUUAA